UAAAACAAAAUAAUGGAAGUUAAAGAAAAUGAGGGACGCAUAUUGAUGUGAACUUAGUUCUAUUUUAUUACUAUCAGUUGAUAGAAUAUUUUUUUCAAUAUAAAAAUGCCAAACAAAGAAGUGGCAAAAGGUACUGACGCUAAAGUGACGGGGAGUCCUCAUGGAGGGGCCAAACUACCAUUGCUGACUCCAAAAGCAUCCAUCAGCAAGGCGGUCACAAAGGAGGUAGCAAUGGUUCCUUUAGUGGUGCCGGAUGCGGUUGUGGAGGGCGAGCGCACGGAGUUACUGGGGUCGCUGACCACUGUGCAGCAGCAGCGCACCAGCGCCAGAGUCAUCAAGAAACUGAGGCUCGAACCCCCAGCUGAUAAAAGAGAAAUUUCAGAAUGUGAAACACCAAGCAAAGAUGUCGAUAAAGAGCCACCGCCGUUCCCGACGGUGAAGCAACGCAUGCCAAAAGCGCUUUGGUCCGCUGACGAAAAGAGCCUGUUCUUCGAAGCCCUCAACGAGUACGGCAAAGACUUUGAUGCAAUCACCUCUUACAUACGCGCUAAGAUGAAAAAGAAGGGAAUGCCGGACGCCAAUCUUAAGACUAAAACACAAGUCAGCCAUUUUUACUACAGAACUUGGCACAAACUCUCCAAGCAUGUACACUUUGAUGAGAACGUAAAGAAAGUAGCUCAAGAGCUAUAUGCACUAAUAAACUACGGCGAGUUACGUCGCAAGCUGACAUCUGUGAAUGAGAAGACAUGUGCGCGGCUGGGGGAGAUGGUGCGCGGCGGCAGCAUGGCGGUGCGCGCGCGCGGCCGCACGCUGCGGGUGCGCACGCCCAUGUGCCGUGCGCUGCGCAGGCUUAAUCACAUUGCAGAGCGUGCAUGCGGUGCGCGCGUGUGCUCGCGUGUGGCGGUGUGGCUGCGCGCGCGCUGCGCGGCGGGCUGGGCGCGCGUGCAAGCGGCGGCGCACAACCCGCGUGCAAUCGCCACUAUGCCGCUGCGCACGCGCCUCCUCGCGCUGCUCCGAGCGUUACACAAACGAUGGCGACUUGCAGAUCACAAAGAAGACAUUCUAACAGAGAAUGGCCUAGAAAAAUUGCCAGAAGACACAACUAAAGAAGAAGAUGACGCGGAACGCUUACCAUUUGGUGACAAGUAUGAAGAUCUGGAGAGUCAUCUCAAUUUACAGACUGACAGGGUUAUUGUCCAAGAACAUCUCCGUGAUAAGAAGCUAGCACUCCACGUGGGUCCCCGGCCCGGCGCGGAGAUCCAUCUACCGGUGGUCAGCCCCAGCGAGAGUCUGUCCAGCCAGAAGAUCUGCUUCUCCUCUUACCUGGAGCGGAUGGGCACUCUAAAGCGGGACAAAGAUGCAAAAAUAAGAACUCCAAAACGUCAACGUAAAGACAGCGUAUCUGAGAAAGAAGAAAGUAAAAAGAUCAAAGUGGAAGAUUUGGAACUGAAAAUGGUUCAUAUUGACGAGACAGCUAUAGACGGUAUCGAGCUCAUGGCCAAUUAUAAAACCAUUAAGCAGCCAGAAGAAGAAGAAAAAGUUCAUGUAGGAGAUGAAAACGAAGUUAAAUCAGAAGAAACGGCGGAAGAAGAAGAAAAGGAACCAGAGAGAGACAAAGAUAUGUUUGAAAGAGAAAAGGAUAGUUUUUCUGAGAUGGAAGAUGACGAGAAAUUUAACAAAAGCGAUACGGACAACGAAAGUGAUGGAAAAGGCGAUAAAAGUGGAAAAGGAAGGAAAUUUAAAAAUCUUAAGGUUAAAUUCCGUAUUCGUCCAAAGAAACGUGGUGGUACAGAAUACACUCUCGUGCAGGGAAAAGAGAGCGAAGAGGCAAAGAACGAGCAGGAGCAGCAAAAGACAGAAGAAGAACAGAAGUCGGACGUGGAUGUAGAGACUGCUAUUAAGCAGAUCAGGAAAGGCUGGAGUAUUUACGAUGCUGGAGACUUGACUAUUGGAGAUUUGUAUCUUAUGUUUGGUUCCCGGUCUAGACUAGAAUUAGACUACUGGUGGGCAGAACCCACUCCUCCUUUGCCUCAACCGAUACUGAAGUCACAGAAGAACAUAGACACGGAGAAAUUAACAGUAAACGACAAGGACAAACAUAUAGAUAAGAUAGAGAAAGGAGUAGAGAUAGAAGAUGAGAAGGAGAAGGCGAGAGAGAGUGACAACGAUAUAUUCUCGCCGAAGAAUACUUUCAGUCAGGACAGCAAUGAUGGCAUGUCGGGAGACGAGAGGAAGAAUGAGCAGCAAGCGUCUCCGGAGCACAAGUCAGUAGGUUCGUCCAGCACUCUCAAGUUGCUGUCCAAGUUGAUCAACCGGCCUGCGCACGCGCAGUCGCCGCACGACGGCUUCGCACUCAUGAGCGAUCGUUUGAAGCGUCUGCUGGCGCUGGCGGGCAACCCGCUGGCCGGCUCGGCCGCGCCGCGCUGCGCGUGCGGCCACGUGUGUGCGCACACGCAACGGAAACAGCAGAAGACGGUGGGCGCUGUAAGCGCGGUGGGUGCGGUUGGCGCGUUGGGCGGCGUGGGAGUGGCGGGGGCGGGGCGCGCGCCGACCACGCCCGUGUUCCGGCAGCCGCCGCCCAUCGCGCCACGCCCACACGACACCGACGCAGACGCCCGUCCAAUGAGCCUGGAGGGUCUGCCGCGCUGGCGGCGCGGGCGGCCGCGCGGCGCCGCUCGCCGCGUCGUCGUGCAGCGCCUGCUGCCGCUGCUGCCCAAGCUGCCGCCGCCCAGCAAUUUGAUCCCGAUGAAUGUACCGAAUUCUUCGCCAGCGCCGCCCAAAAUACUGCCCAAGCCUCCGCCCACCUCCACUUCUGAUCUAUCGUUUUUCUACGUACUGAGUGAGUCAAAUGGGCAGUUCUUCUUCCACGAUGGUGACCGUCGCAUUCCUAUCACGCCGCUACCCGGAAAUGGUACAGACGAACAUGAACUAGAAGAAGACGAUGUAAGAGAUAACGAUAUAAAAGAAUAUAAGAUGGAUGUAACAGAGACGGAGGUCGCGAAGCCGCUGGAGCCGCUGGAGCCGCUGGAGCCGCGCGCAGAACAUAACCAACAUAUUGAGAACACGGAUAUCGCACAGUUCCUGCCGUCGGAGUCGAUGUCGCUGUCACCGUCGCGGCUGCUGCACGCGGAGGGCUGGAUGGAGGGCGCGGUGCAGGACUUCUCCCUCAGCAGCUUCCUCGGACAUCUGGAGGGAGAUGAGCCCCAGCAAGAACAUACGCCACCGGUGGACUCACAAAUACAGUCUUUAAUGGUGGAGUCUAGUAUGGACUACGUGGCGAAGUUCGCGGAUCUAGCGGCAGAGGUCACUGAUGAACCUGCGCCUUGAAGUUAAUUUGAACUUUAUUGUAUUCAUAUAAGACACAAAACGCACUUUUUGUAAACAAUUAGAGAGAUCCAGACAUGCUAAUUUGAACUUUAUUGUAUUGGGAUAAGACCUUGAAUGUACUGAACGUACCAUCACAAAACUGUUAG
Messenger RNA from Papilio polytes (common Mormon), 3473 nucleotides. It is a transcript of the gene crm, whose product is annotated as protein cramped. Gene Ontology annotation, molecular function: chromatin binding. Gene Ontology annotation, cellular component: nucleus. The record is from RefSeq and is a predicted model, not a curated record. The coding region runs from base 106 to 3327 and encodes 1073 amino acids. NCBI's taxonomy places the organism in Eukaryota, Metazoa, Arthropoda, Insecta, Lepidoptera, Papilionidae. Gene Ontology annotation, biological process: pattern specification process. The transcript is spliced from 20 exons.